ACAACGGCUCUGUUUACAUUACACUUUCCCAUACUACCCCUCUCGCUUCCUCACCCCCCAUCAAUUCAAAACCCUAGAAUAUUCUGAUUCGACACCAUCCGGUCCGUUUCUAAGCUGGGUUAAUUUUCUCCGUCGUCUGUUCUUCAAGCAAGGAUGAGUCGCUCUAGCAGAACUCUCUAUGUUGGUAACCUCCCCGGUGAUAUUCGGGAGCGAGAAGUGGAAGAUCUUUUCUACAAGUAUGGACCAAUUGUUCAUAUUGAUUUGAAAAUCCCUCCGAGGCCUCCUGGUUAUGCUUUCGUUGAAUUUGAGGAGGCUCGUGAUGCUGAAGAUGCCAUUCGAGGGCGAGAUGGCUAUGAUUCCCAUAGGCAUCGCCUACGGGUUGAGCUUGCACACGGUGGGCGCGGAAACUCUUCAUCUACAGACCGUCAAAGCAGUCGGGGUCCCCGCGGUGGAGUGUCUAGGCGCUCAGAAUACAGAGUUUUAAUCACUGGCUUGCCUAAUUCUGCUUCAUGGCAAGAUCUCAAGGAUCAUAUGCGUCGAGCUGGGGAUGUUUGCUUCUCACAAGUUUUCCAUGAAGGGAGUGGGAAGACAGGGAUAGUGGACUACACAAAUUCCGAUGACAUGAGAUAUGCUAUCAAGAAGCUCGAUGAUUCUGAGUUCCGAAAUGCUUUCUCACGGGGUAGAAUUCGUGUGAAGGAAUAUACAAGCCGUUCUAGUAGUCGAAGUCGAAGUCGAAGUCGCAGUCGCAGCCGUAGCCCUUCCUACUCUAAGGGAAGGAGCAAUGGUAGAAGCAAGAGCAGAAGUCUGAGUAAUAGCAGGAGCAGGAGCAGAAGCAAGUCUCCCAAAGGAAAAUCGACACGCCGCUCAAGAUCUCGUUCAAAGUCUGUAUCUUCGCGGUCUCGUUCUCCAUCAAAACCACGGUCUUUGUCAAGAUCUCCUUCAAGAUCCAGAUCCCCGAAAUUAUCUCAUAAGAAACGUGCAAGUAAGAGCCCAAAAAGACGCAGUCCAAGCAGAAGCCGAAGCAGGAGCAAGAGCAAGAGCAAAAGUCGAAGCAGGAGUGUUUCCAGGUAAAAUUGGCUCAUCUAUUUCGCAUUACAGAUGAUGGUCGAAUCGCUGGAUUUCUUGUUUAUGCCUAUGGGGGUUAUAUUUUAUAUGUAUUUUUCUUUUUCUCUGUGAAAGACUUUAUUAUCUUAAAAUUUGCACUACCUGAACUGUGUUUCAAGGACUUAAAAACCGCUUGCGUCAUAUAUAUUUCGUAUUGACUUUUAG
This is a messenger RNA of Erythranthe guttata (spotted monkey flower), 1269 nucleotides long. Its product is annotated as serine/arginine-rich splicing factor SR30. Gene Ontology annotation, molecular function: mRNA binding. Gene Ontology annotation, cellular component: cytoplasm; nucleus. The record is from RefSeq and is a predicted model, not a curated record. Lineage: Eukaryota; Viridiplantae; Streptophyta; Magnoliopsida; Lamiales; Phrymaceae.